AUGGCGCCUUCCAACAGAGCUGAUAAGAAGGCUGCAUUGGAUGCCGCUGCAUGGAUGUUCAACGUAGUCUCUUCAGUUGGAAUCAUUAUUGUCAAUAAGGCAUUAAUGGCUAAUUACGGUUUCAGUUUUGCUACAACAUUGACUGGUUUGCAUUUUGCUACAACAACAUUGAUGACGGUUGUUCUUAGGGGGCUAGGAUACAUCCAACCUUCUCAUCUACCAACUCCAGAGCUUUUGAAAUUUGUCUUAUUUGCAAAUUUCUCUAUCGUUGGGAUGAAUGUCAGCCUAAUGUGGAACUCAGUGGGAUUCUAUCAGAUUGCCAAGUUGACUAUGAUCCCUGUAUCCUGCUUAUUGGAAGUUGUAUUUGACAAGAUUCGAUACUCGAGAGACACAAAACUUAGCAUCUCUAUUGUUCUCCUUGGUGUUGCUGUCUGCACAGUUACUGAUGUGAGUGUCAACUCCAAAGGGUUCAUUGCUGCAUUUAUUGCAGUCUGGAGUACAUCUAUGCAACAGUAUUAUGUUCACUUCCUUCAAAGGAAGUACUCGCUUAGUUCUUUCAGUCUUCUGGGGCACACAGCACCAGUCCAGGCUGCAUCUCUCUUGCUGUUAGGACCCUUUCUGGAUUAUUGGUUGACAAACAAAAGAAUUGAUGCCUUUGACUUUAAUAUACCAUCUCUUGCGUUCAUUAUCCUUUCAUGCACUAUUGCAAUCGGUACCAAUCUCAGCCAGUUCAUCUGCAUUGGCAGAUUCACAGCUGUUUCAUUUCAAGUUCUUGGCCAUAUGAAAACUAUCCUCGUAUUGAUUCUUGGGUUCUUAUUUUUCGGAAAAGAGGGUCUUAAUUUACAAGUAGUUUUUGGCAUGGUCAUUGCCGUAGUUGGAAUGAUCUGGUAUGGAAAUGCCUCAUCAAAACCGGGGGGAAAGGAAAGGCGCAGCCAUUCAAUAUCCAAAAGCAGCCAGCAAAAGCAUGGAGGAUUAUCAGAACCUUCUGAUGUUGAUGAGAAAGUCUAA
Molecule: messenger RNA, 1008 nt
Organism: Fraxinus pennsylvanica
Lineage: Eukaryota; Viridiplantae; Streptophyta; Magnoliopsida; Lamiales; Oleaceae
Source: the annotation of a GenBank genome assembly